AUGCCCCCUCGUGCCGCUCCUGUCCCCUCUUGCCCCCUGGUUCCCCCAUCCCCUCCUCCUUCACUCUCCCCCGUCACCUCCCAGCACUAUGAUCUGAACGGCUGCAACCCGCAUGCUUCACAUAGUGUACACCCACCUCUCUUCUCGUCUCGUCCCCCCUGCCUUCUCCGCGGGCCUCUCUUCUCACAUUCCUUUCUCCUUCCCCUCUUGCUCCCCCACUCCGCCCCCUUCCUUCCCCCCUUCUCCCCACUACCAUCUGAACAGUCGCCUGCUACACAGAGUGCCCAGGCUUGUCUUUUCCCUAUAUCCGCUCCAUCGCCCUCCACCCCCCUGCACCCUCCUCCACCCCCCUCCACUCCCCUUUGCCAGCAUUACGAUCUGAACGGCUCUGCUACACAGACACUACGAUCUGAAUGGUCGCCUGCUGCACAGAGUGCCCACCCGUCUCUCUGCUACAGCCUCUGGCCAGGGAGAGAACAGCUCCCUGCUACAGACCCCAAGUCGAGUAUGCAGCAAUCGCUCAUAGAAAGACUGCUAGAAAUUUUCGUCCCCUCUGCUCCUUGUUCUUUUCCUCCCCUCCUCAUUCCCCCCUCCCAUCUGCUCACAAUUUCUGUCCCCUCUUCUCACGAUUCCUGUCCCCUCUUCUCACCAUUCCUGUCCCUCUUCUCAUCUCACCAUUCUCCCUCUCUCCUCCUCAACAGAUUGAGUGUGAAGCAAGCAUGCACGAGUGGAGAGGAGGUGGGAGGGGACGAGUGGCAAGCAUGCAAGGAGAGGGAGGGAGGGGAGGAGUGGGUGGAGAUCAAACUAGAGGAGGUGAACCGGAUCACAGCAGCCAAUCGCCUUCAGGCACGUCGCCUGGUUCCCAGACCAUCGGGCAAACUCUCUCACCCACCAGACAGCAGAGGUGCUCGUGAGGGCGCUCGCAGUGGGGGUGGUGGGAGCAGAAGCAGCAGAGGUUAUCGGAGGGGUUUCCUGGUUCCCAGACCAUCGGGCAAACUCUCUCACCCACCAGACAGCAGAGGUGCUCGUGAGGGCGCUGGCAGUGGGGGUGGUGGGAGCAAAGAGGCAGAGGCAGCAGAUUCCAACGAAGCAGCAGAGGUCAUCGGAGGGGUCGCCUGGUUCCCAGACCAUAGGGCGUACGCUCUCAGCCACCAAACCGCAGAGGACUUAGUGAGGGCGCUUGCAGUGGGGGUGGUGGGGGCAGAGACAGCAGAUGCUGACGAAGCAGCAGAGGUCAUCGGAGGGGUGAAGCUGCCGUCCCGCCGCCCGGCUCUCGUCAGCGAAACCUGCCUCUUUCUCUCCAAACCAGUUUCCGAAGCAGGUUCCGAAGCAGGUUCCGAGCCUCCAUCUGAAGCAAGCUCAGAAGCGGAUAGAAAUUGGGGGAAUCGGAGGGUGCGUGCGUUCCAUGUGCUGGACUCAAAGGGCAUGAUCGACACUGUGGGAGUGUUUGUGGAGGAGAGGGAGGGCAGCGGGGAAGGAGCGGGUGAGGCUGGUCCAGAUACAUCGGCCCAUGUUAGCGAGCUACUGGAGGCACAGCCAGAACCCCCCAAUGCCCCGGUUCCCCCCCCCCGCCUCGCACUGCUGCUGGGGGAAUGGGAUGGCAUAUCCACCACCCACCGAUCGCCCAUCUAUGGGGAGACCGUGACCCACUCAACCUCCAACUUCUUCCUCACUCGCUUCGAGGAUGGCAGCCUGGGCCUGGAGGAGACGCGGGGCGGCCUCUGUUUCAGGAGGCGAGGAGCCGUUGCCAACCACUCAGCGGCCGCACCUGAAGGGACUGCCGAUUCCGAAGCUGCAGCUUCAAAUGAUCAGCACGGGCAGGAGCAGCAGGUUGGAGGGGGAGGGCGUGUGGUGCUAGACGGAGGGCAGCAGAUCACCCUCCUUCCCGGCGGUCUCGCUCUCUCUGCGCCCUGCUGUGUGCCCCGCGGGCGAGCUUUCUUCUUUGAAACCAUCCUGGCGGAACCGGAGAAGGGAGAGGGAGAGGGGGCGGAUAGGCAAGGAGUACUUGGAGGGGAAGGGUGGCGGCGGCGGCGAGUGGUUCGGACGUACGAUCCGGACGGUUUGGUUGUGUCUAGCUCAGUGUUUGCUGAGAGGAAGAUCGGGUAG
Molecule: messenger RNA, 2106 nt
Organism: Closterium sp. Naga37s-1
Lineage: Eukaryota; Viridiplantae; Streptophyta; Zygnematophyceae; Desmidiales; Closteriaceae
Source: the annotation of a GenBank genome assembly